UGCGAUUUCUAGACGGUUUUUCGCCGUUUUUUCGGAGAUUUUUGACGAAAAAUGGAGAAUUUCGACGGAAAAUCGAUGCCGCCAACUCCGGUGCCAAUCGGAUCAAGUCAGUUCUACCGCUGGAUGCCGCACCCGAUCGUCGAUACACCACCGUCAGAUGCUACGUGGCGCAAACCGGUGCCACGCGGCCGAAUUCGUGAUCUCGUCGCCGCGUUCGAUCAGUGCUCCGGCAUGCUGGAGCAGAAGCCCCCACCUCCGCCCACGCAAAGGGUUGAAAGUCUUGAAAAUGAACACAUUGCUCCACCGCCAACUUCAAAAUCCUCCAAAAUUCCGGAAAUUCUCGCCAAAAAAUCGGAAAAAUACAUCUCACCGUACGAAAAACGUCAUUUUCAUGGUCGUCGUGGCACCCAGGCUGUCGUUUUUAAUUCGAAUAAUGCUCAAAAUGCUCCAAAUGUGGGCGGAGCCUAUCCAUAUGGAGCCACACCGUUGAAAUUGCGAAAUUUGGCCCAAAAAAUGGAUAAAGAGGAGCUCUACGUGGCUGAUGACGUUGGAAUUUCCAAAAAAUCUGAAAAUUUCGAAAAUUCCGAUGAUGACGUGGCAAAUUUCCAAGAGCUUCUGGUGCUGGAUGAGGUGCUGGAAAAUGCUGAAAAUUCUGAAAAUCUGGAAUCCCAGCAGUACGACGAGGAGAGCACCCUAAACCGAACAUUUCAAGAUUCUGGAGUUCCAGAAAAUCAGGAAAAUCUUCUCCAGCUCCCUGAGUGCCCAAAAACGCCGAAAUUCACGAGUUCGCCCACGCUUUUCACACCGUAUGCCGCUGGAGAGCCCAUCGUUGAAUAUCGAUGCUCGUCGGGCUCCGCGGGGGGUCCACUCAAAAUUGUUGUGAAGAAGCUUCAGGCACCGAUUGCACUUGCCACUUCGACACCGAAACCCGCAAUGUGUCGGCCGCCGAAACACUCGGAACCACCACCGGCUUUUCAGGAUUCCUUCGUGAGCUCAAUCAGUAACUGGUCGGCAGUAGAUCAUCACGCGACGGAUUCGCGCCGUCAAAUGAACCGCCUACUCAAUUCAAUCGAUGAAACUCGACAUCACAUUUUGCUCGCCGAGCACUCACUACUUGAAGCCCAAAAAUCGAAAUGUCCAAUGCAAGAACUCGCGUCGCAACGGGUUUUGCUAAUUUGUAGAGAACGGUUGAAAGUUCAAUUGGAAGAAGUUCGGAGGCUUCAGGCAAUGACUGUUGUCAGGCAUCCACCACCACCGAUUAAUCGACAUUUUAAAUCGACUAUGGUCAUUUCGAAUAUUUCGCUUCAGUUUAAUAAGCAUUUCCAUAGUCGCGGCUCUUACGCUUUCCUUGUGCUCCUCAAAUGCCGUACAGAAGUCGAGGCAACCGGUGUCGUUACCCUUUUGGCUCAAUUCCAAACUCCGCAAAAUUUCAUUCUUUUCGGUGAACACUUGCGUUUUUCCAAUCUUCCCGUCGAUUUUACCAUUGGAAUGGAGAUUUAUAUGAUGCGAGUUCCCGAGCACCGACCACCUGAGAAGACGUGCGCCGCGUUUUUGGCACAAAAAGUGCGGAAUUUGCUGGUGCCGAGCAAUGCCGCUCACCGCCGCCCGACUACCUCCACGCCACAAAAAUCGAUACAAAAUGCCACGUCACCUGCGUGUGACUUCCAACUUUGCGGAAAUUUAACGUUGGACCGCGAUUCGUCGGGCGAUAACCGCCGCUUCUAUUUGGAUGACGUCAUUUAUCCGCUGGAGGGAACUGUGAAGCUCAAUUCACACUGCACAUCACUUCCUGAUGCAAUUGAUAUGGAAUAUCGAGGAUUUCUUCAUAUUUUACACGAUUCUGCAAGUCCUUUGGAGAGAGCAAAAAAAGUCCCAAUUUGGCACAAAUACUGGUCACUUCUUCAUCGCGGAGCCAUUUUGUUCUGGAGCACUCCACAAGAGGAAGUUCACGAAAAAGUCCCAAUUUUCCAGAUUGAUUUGACAAAAUGCACGAAUAAUUCGAUUGAGGAGAGCCGUGAAAUGAGCCAAGGAGCCGAGCACGAAUUUCAUAUCGAGUUGCUCAUCGAUCAGGACCCUGAUUUGAUUGAAAAACGACGUGUAAUCCUGGCCGCCGAAUCGUCGGAUCACUUGAAUUCGUGGCUCAGCGCAAUCAACGAUACACUCGACAUUUUGAGAUCCUAAAUUUAAUUAUUUUUUCUUUGCUAACUUCUUUGUCUGCCUACCUACCUGCCUACUUAUUAUAUAUCUGCAUCAUUGUUUUUUUUGUUUCGAAGAAUUUGAGUUUCCCGCCUCCAAUAAUCAUUUAAUGAUCUUUUUUCCUGCAUUUGUUUUUUUUUUCCGAACUGUUUUCAUGAAUUUUUGAUGUUCCG
Caenorhabditis elegans is the source of this 2369-nucleotide messenger RNA. RefSeq names its product Anillin-like protein 3 (gene ani-3). The record is from RefSeq and is marked reviewed. NCBI's taxonomy places the organism in Eukaryota, Metazoa, Nematoda, Chromadorea, Rhabditida, Rhabditidae. Bases 52 to 2181 code for a protein of 709 amino acids. The transcript has 10 exons.